UGAGUACUCACGACGAACGCCGUCCACACGCCCCAGAGCACUUCGAACACGAGGCUGCCGGCGAGCAUGGGCAAGGGAGCAGGCGCCGCCGGCGUGGACGAGCCGCUGCUCCCGGAGUUCUCGGGCGGGCACGGCGGCGGGGCGUCGGUCUCCGGCGCGGUGUUCAACCUGUCCACUAGCAUCAUCGGCGCCGGCAUCAUGUCGAUCCCGGCGGCAAUGCGCGUCCUCGGGGUCGUCCCGGCGCUCGUCCUCAUCGCGGCCGUCGCCCUCCUCUCCGACGUCUCCGUGGAGUUCAUGCUGCGGUACACGGCCUGGGCCAGCGGCCCGCCCUCGUACGCGGGGAUCAUGGGCGACGCGUUCGGCCGCCGCGCCGGCGCCGCCGCGCUGAACGUCUUCAUCGCCUUCACCACCGCCGGCACCCUCGUCGUCUACCUCAUCAUCAUAGGGGAUGUGCUGUCCGGGAGCGUGGAUGGGGGAGGCGAGCACGCCGGGGUGCUGCAGGAGCUGUUCGGCCCGCAGUGGUGGACCAGCAGGGAGUUUGUGAUACUGGCCACGGCCGUCGCCGUUCUGCUGCCGCUGGUGCUCCUCCGCCGCGUCGGUGUAAGACCCUGAGACAACAUCUUCAAGAAGGAACUGUCAUUGGCAUGCCGAUGACUGAUCCAGCUACAAGUAGAACCUGGGGUCAUCGCCCUCAAGGCAUAACUUGGAGUCAACACCUUCAAAUAUGAAAAAACGCCAACCCAAAAGGAUAAAUCAUGGGUUUUCACACCGAGAGAAUAAAAUAUCUCAUGUCAAUUGCCA
Molecule: messenger RNA, 801 nt
Organism: Aegilops tauschii subsp. strangulata
Lineage: Eukaryota; Viridiplantae; Streptophyta; Magnoliopsida; Poales; Poaceae
Source: RefSeq, a predicted model, not a curated record